Culicoides brevitarsis is the source of this 890-nucleotide messenger RNA. RefSeq names its product ADP-ribosylation factor 2 (gene Arf102F). NCBI's taxonomy places the organism in Eukaryota, Metazoa, Arthropoda, Insecta, Diptera, Ceratopogonidae. Gene Ontology annotation, molecular function: GTPase activity; GTP binding. The coding region runs from base 142 to 684 and encodes 180 amino acids. The transcript has 4 exons. Gene Ontology annotation, biological process: vesicle-mediated transport; intracellular protein transport. Gene Ontology annotation, cellular component: plasma membrane; cytoplasm. The record is from RefSeq and is a predicted model, not a curated record.
UUCGUCUCACGGCUUUUUGUUCUUACAAUCAAAUAAAAACGCAGAAUUCUUUACGUGGCAAUUAGACGCAAUUUUCGCGUUAAUUUUUGAUAGAAUCCACUGUAAUUCACUAGAUUUAGUACUGACGUAAGUGUAGGAACAAUGGGUCUCACAAUUUCCAGCUUAUUUACCAAGCUUUUCGGCAAGAAGCAGAUGAGAAUUUUGAUGGUUGGAUUGGAUGCCGCUGGUAAAACCACAAUUCUGUACAAACUCAAGCUGGGCGAAAUCGUCACGACAAUCCCCACAAUUGGAUUUAACGUAGAGACAGUAGAGUACAAGAACAUUUGCUUCACCGUGUGGGACGUCGGCGGUCAAGACAAAAUCCGUCCACUGUGGCGUCACUAUUUCCAGAAUACACAAGGACUGAUUUUCGUCGUGGACUCGAAUGAUCGCGAACGUAUCGUGGAAGCCGAAAAGGAGUUGCAAAAUAUGUUACAAGAAGAUGAAUUACGUGAUGCUGUUUUACUGGUGUUCGCCAACAAACAAGAUCUCCCGAAUGCGAUGACAGCAGCAGAGCUCACCGAUAAACUUCACCUUAACAACUUACGAAACCGUCAUUGGUACAUUCAAGCUACGUGUGCAACACAGGGUCACGGACUUUACGAAGGACUUGACUGGCUUUCCAACGAAUUAGCAAAGAAGUAAUCUGAAUUUUUAAUGGAAGAUAAUUUGUUUUUUUGAAAUGAUAAACGACCGUGCACUAACAAUUAAACGAAAAAAAAACAAAAAAAUUAACAUUUUGAAUGGAUGAUCAUUUUUACAAGAAAAGAGUUUUUUUUUCGUGUAUAAAUGCUAAAAAAAAAAACAAAUAAGGUAAAAUAUAAAUAAAAAAUAAAUUGUAAGACAUUUCA